Messenger RNA from Tachyglossus aculeatus (Australian echidna), 3196 nucleotides. RefSeq names its product talin rod domain containing 1 (gene TLNRD1). The record is from RefSeq and is a predicted model, not a curated record. Bases 76 to 1176 code for a protein of 366 amino acids. Gene Ontology annotation, molecular function: actin binding. NCBI's taxonomy places the organism in Eukaryota, Metazoa, Chordata, Mammalia, Monotremata, Tachyglossidae. The transcript has a single exon.
UAGAACCCAUGACCUCUGACUCCAAAGCCCGGGCUCUUUCCACUGAGCCUCGCUGCUUCUCUGCGAUGGCUAGCGAUGGCUAGCGGGGGCUCGGGGAAGGCGAGUGGCGAGGCGGCCUCUGCUCCUCCCGUGCCCAGCGGUUCACAGCAGCAGCAGCAGCGCAGGAGGUUGGUGUCUCUGUGCGACCACUGCAAGGGGAAGAUGCAGCUCGUAGCCGACCUGCUGCUGCUGUCCAGUGAGGCGCGGCCCGUGCUGCCCGAGGGCCCCGCAGCGGCAUCGUCGUCGUCAUCCUCGGCUGGGGGCGAGUCCUUCGAAAAGUGCCGGGACACGAUCAUCGCGCGCACCAAGGGCCUGUCCAUUCUGACUCACGACGUGCAGAGCCAGCUGAACAUGGGCCGCUUUGCCGAGGCCGGGGCCAGUCUGGGCGAGCUGGGCGACCUGGUGGUGUCGCUGACUGAGUACUCGGCCCAUGCGGCCUACCUAGCGGCCGUGGCCGCCCCGGGGGCGCGGCCGGCCCAGCCGGGCCUGGUGGACCGCUAUCGCGUGACCCGCAGCCGGCACGAGGUGGAGCAGGGCUGCGCGCUGCUGCGGGCCACGCCGCUGGCUGAGCUGACCCCGGCGCUGCUGCUGGACGUGUCCCAGGGCUUGUCCCGCCACCUGCGCUUCCUCACGGACGCCUGCGCCCUGGCCAGCGAGGGCUCCCGCGACCGCUUCGCCCGCGAGCAGUUCAAGCUGGCCGUGCGCUGCAUGAGCACCAGCGCCUCGGCCCUGCUAGCCUGCGUGCGGGAGGUGAAGGCGGCCCCCAGCGAGUUGGCCCGCGGCCGUUGCGCACUUUUCAGCGGGCCCCUGGUGCAGGCCGUCGGGGCCCUGGCUGGCUUCGCCACCGAGCCCCAGUUCCUCGGCCGCGCUGCCACCGUCGGCCCCGAGGGCAAGGCGGUGCAGACGGCCAUCCUCGGCGGGGCCAUGAGCGUGGUGUCGGCCUGCGUGCUGCUGACCCAGUGCCUCAGGGAGAUCGCCCAGCACCCUGACGGGGGCGCCAAGACGGGCGAGCAACGCGAGCGGCUGCGCAGCUCUGCCUGCGCCAUCUCCGAGGGCUGCGACCUGCUCUCGCGGGCGCUGAGGGACCGCUCCUCGCCCAGGACUCUGCCGCCCGAGGGGGCCGAUUCUGUGAAUUAGCCCGGCGGUGGCGGCGGAGGAUCUGGGGCCGAGGCCCUGCUCCGCCAGACCAAAGACCUGCCACCCCCUCCCCUGUUCUCGCCGUGGAAGGCCUGCCCACCUCCCUGGCGGGGCGCGCACGCCCCCACUCAUCCCGGUCCUAGUGAGGCACGCACACCCCGCUUCUCUCCAUCCUCGUGUGGCACUCAUGCCCCGCUCCUCCUCAUCCUCAUGGCGCACAUGCCCCCGCUCCUCCCUGUCCUCGUGUGGCCCGCAUGUCCCUGCUUCUCUCCAUCCUCGUGUGGCACGCAAGUCCCUGCUCCUCUCCAUCCUCGUGUGACACACCCACCCCACUCCUCUCCAUCCUCAUGUGGCACUCGCCCCCGCUCCUCUCCCUCUUCAUGAGGCACGCACGCCCCCGCUCCUCUCCAUCUUCAUGAGGCACGCACACCCCACUCCUCCCCAUCCUCGUGGCACGCACGCCUCCAUUCCUCCCCAUCCUCGUGUGGCACACACGUUCCACUCCUCUCCAUCCUCAUGUGGCACACAGGUUCCACUCCUCUCCGUCCUUGUGAGGCACACAGUUUCCACUGCUCCUCAUCCUCGUGGCACACAUGCCCCCACUCCUCCCCAUCCUUGUGUAGCACACACGUUCCACUCUUCCCCAUUCUCGUGUGGCGCACACACACCCCACUCCUUCCCAUCCUCAUGGUGCGCAUGCCCCCGCUUCUCCCCCCCGUCCUCAUGUGGCACACACGUUCUGCUCCUCUCCAUCCUUGUGUGGCACGCACACCCCGCCCCUCCCCGUCUUCGUGUGGCAUACACGCCCUGCACCUCUCCAUCCUCGUGUGGCUUGCAUGCCCCGCUCCUCCAUCCUCGUGUGGCGUGCAAGCCCUGCUCCUCCCCGUCCUCAUGGUGCACACACUCCGCUCCUCUCUGUCCACGUGUGACAUGCACGCCCCGCUCCUCUCCGUUCUCAUGUGGCACGCACACCCUGCUCCUCUCCAUCCUUGUGGUGCGCACGCCCCUGCUCCUCUCCAUCCUCGUGUGGUGCGCACGCCCCUGCUCCUCUCCAUCCUCGUGUGGCGCGCACGCCCCGCUCCUCUCCAUCCUUGUGUGGCGCGCACGCCCCACUCCUCUCCAUCCUCGUGGUGCGCACGCUCUGCUCCUCUCCAUCCUCGUUUGGCACACACACCCCGCUCUUCUCUAUCCUCGUUUGGCACGCACACCCCGCUCCUCUCCAUCCUCGUGUGGCACACACAUUCCGCUCCUCUCCAUCCUCGUGGUGCGCACACCCCCGCUCCUCCCCAUCCUCGUGGGGUACACACACCCCACUCCUCCCCAUCCUCCUGGCAAGCACGCCCCAUUCCACUCCAUCCUCGUGUGGCAGGCAAGCCCCGUUCCUCCCCAUCCUCGUGGCACACAUGCCCCCGCUCCUCUCCAGCCUCGUGACGAACACGCCCCCCUUCUCCCCACUGUUGUGCGUGACCCUCUUCCUCCCCAUCCUUCUGGCGCAUGCGCCCCCCUCAACACCAAGUGCGGUUUCCGCACCUGAGCGGCCCCAACGGGGAGGACUUUGGGGGCAAGGGCAGGGCCCAGAGAAGAGGGCUGGAAUCGCGCUGGGUGCGGUUUUCGCCUUUUAAGGAAAGUCCUGUCUUGUCCGUCUUCCAUCCACACUGUACCGUUACGGGGCGCAGGAAGGAGACUGGGUUGGUUUUUCUCUUUCUCUUAAAAAAUAAAAAAGAAAAAAAAGGUUACCUCAGUUUUCACACAUCAGACAACUAGAUGAUGGAUGUAGCUACCUUUCAGCGGGGAGUGUGCUGUCCUGGGUUUUUUUUUUUUUUAAAAAAACUAGUGUUAGGUUAGCGAGAGAGAGUGGAAGUUAUGACUUGCCAGGCAACUUACAAACUGGGGGAAAAGCUACUGUGAGUGUUUAAAGAAUUUACACUAUAACAAGUGAUUAUUUUUUUUUCAGUGUCAGUUUUUAUCUUGCAUGUACUGGAGUAUUUAUUUCAUCUAUUAAAAUGUUAUGUUUCUCAGA